ACAACCAAAAAAACUAUAAAAUAUGAGGCCUGAAAUUGUUAGCCUCACACUCUGUGUGUGCUUGUGUAGUAGUGUAUAGCCUUAAACCUUCUCUUCUCUUCUCUCCUUGCUUCUUACCUUACCUUACCUUAUCCUAUCCACAAUUCUCACACACACUCUUUUUGUUUUUCCUGCUUUUCAUUUCAUAUCUCUCACAAUAUCUUCAUUAUUCUCUCCCCCACACAACACACUCAGCUCCCUUUUUUCUUUGUGUCCCCUGCUCAGCUACUCUCUCAUAAUUCCUCAUCACCCAAUUUCUAAUUCAAUUCCCCUAGCUUCCUUUUUCCACCACCAUCUUCACUCCAACCUCUAAAGUUGACACUCACUCACACUCACACAAGAGAAAAAGAAAACAAAAAAAACAGUACAUGUGUUUUUUGCUUUCAAGUUUGGCUAGCUUAUAGGACGGAGAUUCUUCCAAGCUUGCAUGCAGAGGAAUUAGUUUAUUCGAUGAAUUCAACUAUGGUUUCUUAGUUAUUUCCGUCAUAGAAGAAGCUAUAAAUUCCUCAAAGCUUAACCAAUUCAACGAUGGCUCCCAAAGCAGGGAAAACCAAACCUCACAAAGCCAAGGGAGAAAAGAAGAAGAAAGAAGAGAAAGUUUUGCCGACCGUUAUUGAAAUUACAGUGGAAACACCAGAUGAUUCCCAAGUUACCCUCAAGGGCAUCUCUACAGACAGGAUUCUAGAUGUUAGAAAGCUGUUAGCAGUACAUGUGGAGACUUGUCACUUGACUAACUUUUCCUUGUCUCAUGAGGUGCGAGGCGCUAAGCUGAAAGACACGGUGGAAAUCGCGUCCCUGAAACCCUGCCACCUCAGCAUCGUCCAAGACGACUACACGGAGGACCUCGCCGUCGCGCACAUUCGCCGCCUCCUCGACAUCGCCGCCUGCACCACCUUCUUCGGAAAACCCGCCGGAAGAUCCACCGCCAAAGAUCCCGCCGCCUCAGCAGAAACCGAACCGUCUCCUCGCUCAGAAAAUGGAUCGGAAACUAGCCCCAAACUCAAACCCGCUGAUCCGAACUCGGACUCCGGCAACGGUGAGAUCUCCAUGUAUCCACCACCGCGACUUGGACAGUUCUAUGACUUCUUCUCGUUUUCCAACCUUACGCCGCCGUUUCAAUAUAUACGGAGAUCGAACCGUCCCUUCCUUGAAGAUAAGACAGAGGAUGAUUUCUUUCAAAUUGAUGUUAGGGUAUGCAGUGGAAAGCCGACGACGAUUGUUGCUUCAAGAGCCGGAUUCUAUCCUGCUGGAAAACGUCUUCUCGUGAGCCAUACAUUGGGGGGUCUCCUUCAGCAGAUAAGCAGGGUGUUUGAUGCUGCCUACAAAGCUCUUAUGAAAGCGUUCACAGAGCACAAUAAGUUUGGCAAUCUUCCUUAUGGUUUUCGUGCAAACACGUGGGUUGUCCCUCCAGUUGUUUCUGACAAUCCAUCAGUAUUUCCCCCAUUACCCAUGGAAGAUGAAAUUUGGGGAGGAAAUGGGGGUGGGCAAGGCAGAGAUGGUAAGCACGAAAAGAGACAGUGGGGCAGAGAUUUCGCAAUCCUGGCUGCGAUGCCUUGUCAAACUGCAGAAGAGAGGCAAAUCCGAGAUAGGAAAGCGUUUCUGCUUCACAGUUUAUUUGUCGACGUAUCAGUCUCCAAAGCAGUUUCUGCGAUAAAGCAUUUUAUAGAUAAUACGCAAAGAUCUUUCAGUAGUACAGCUACUCCAACUUCCUAUGAAGAAAUAGCCGGAGAUUUAACUAUUAAGGUGACUAGAGAUGUAUCUGACGCAAGUAUUAAGUUGGACUGCAAAAAUGAUGGUAAUCUGGUUCUUGAAUUGUCAGAGAAAGAACUUGCUCAGAGAAACUUGCUUAAAGGCAUAACAGCUGAUGAGAGUGCAACUGUUCAUGAUACUCCUACUUUAGGGGCAGUAAUUAUAAGACAUUGUGGCUACACAGCUUUGGUAAAGGUUUCCGCUAAGACAGAUUGGGAGGGGAGUCCUAAUUCCUUGGAAAUUGAUAUUGAGGACCAGCCUGAAGGAGGUGCAAACGCAUUAAAUGUUAACAGUUUGAGGAUGCUGUUGCAUAAGUCAUCUACACCCCAAUCAUCUAACAUCAUUCAACGAAACCAGAGCACAGAUAUCGAAAAUUCAAGUUCUUCUUUGGUUAAGAAAGUUCUUGAGGAAAGUUUACUAAAAUUGAAGGAAGAGACCACUACACAUAGUAAGUCUAUCAGAUGGGAGCUUGGGGCAUGUUGGGUACAGCAUUUGCAAAAUCAAGCUACAGGGAAAAGUGAGCCAAAGAAGGCAGAGGAAGCUAAACUUGAACCAUCUGUAAAAGGCCUUGGAAAGCAAGGUGGAUUACUUAAGGAAUUGAAGAAAAAGAUUGAUAGCAGGAACUCCAAAGUUGAACAAGGGAAGGAUAUUUCAACAUGUAAUGGUAUUGACAUAAACAAGCCAGAUGCCACCCAGCAGGAAUUAGAGAGACAAGGUGAAGAAAAGGAAACUUUGUGGAAAACACUGCUUCCUGAUGCUGCGUAUACACGGCUUAAAGAAUCUAAAACCGAUCUUCAUCUGAAGUCACCUGAUGAAUUGAUGGAAAUGGCACAUAAAUAUUAUAUCGACACGGCACUUCCAAAGCUGGUGGCAGAUUUUGGGUCUCUUGAACUCUCACCUGUCGAUGGAAGAACACUGACUGAUUUCAUGCACACUAGGGGCUUGCAAAUGUCUUCCUUAGGACGUGUGGUUGAGCUUGCAGAUAAGCUUCCACAUGUGCAAUCACUAUGUAUACAUGAGAUGGUUGUACGAGCCUACAAGCACAUCUUGCAAGCUGUUGUUGCCGCAGUUGAUAAUGUUUCUGACAUGGCUUCAUCGAUUGCAUCAUGCUUAAAUAUAUUGUUGGGAACACCAUCACCUGAAAUUAACGAUGCAGAUAUUACUAGCUGCUAUGAACUGAAAUGGAAAUGGGUAGAAAUGUUCCUUUUGAAGAGGUUUGGAUGGCAAUGGAAGCAUGAAAGUGGUCAAGAUCUAAGAAAGUUCGCCAUUCUUCGUGGACUGUGCCAUAAAGUUGGGCUUGAGCUGGUUCCAAGGGACUAUGAUAUGGAUACAGCAUCUCCUUUCAGAAAGUCAAAUAUUGUGAGCAUGGUCCCUAUAUAUAAGCAUGUGGCUUGCUCAUCUGCUGAUGGCCGUACGCUGUUGGAAUCAUCAAAGACUUCCUUGGAUAAAGGCAAAUUGGAGGAUGCUGUCAACUAUGGCACAAAGGCACUUUCAAAGUUAGUGUCGGUUUGUGGGCCUUAUCAUAGAAUGACAGCAGGAGCUUAUAGUCUGUUGGCUGUUGUGCUGUACCAUACUGGUGAUUUCAAUCAGGCAACUAUCUAUCAGCAAAAAGCACUAGAUAUCAACGAAAGAGAGCUUGGACUUGAUCAUCCUGAUACCAUGAAAAGUUAUGGGGAUCUUGCUGUUUUCUACUACCGACUCCAACAUACAGAGUUGGCUUUGAAGUAUGUCAAUCGUGCAUUGUAUCUUUUGCAUCUAACUUGUGGACCUUCACAUCCAAACACUGCUGCUACCUACAUUAAUGUAGCAAUGAUGGAAGAAGGAUUGGGGAAUGUUCAUGUUGCUCUCAGAUACCUACAUGAGGCUUUAAAAUGUAACAAAAGAUUACUUGGAGCUGAUCAUAUUCAGACGGCUGCAAGCUAUCAUGCAAUAGCCAUUGCACUAUCUUUGAUGGAAGCAUAUUCCCUAAGUGUUCAGCAUGAACAAACCACCCUCCAGAUACUUCAGGCCAAACUAGGGUCUGAAGAUCUAAGGACUCAGGAUGCAGCUGCUUGGUUAGAAUACUUCGAGUCCAAGGCUUUGGAGCAACAAGAGGCUGCUCGGAAUGGUACACCUAAGCCAGAUGCCUCAAUCUCCAGCAAAGGACAUUUAAGUGUGUCAGAUCUCUUGGAUUACAUAACACCAGAUGCUGAUCUAAAAGCAAGAGAAGCACAAAAAAAGGCCCGUGCCAAGUUAAAAGGUAAACCGGGCCUGGAAACAGCUUCAGAUGAAAAUCACAAGGAUGAAGAGAUGUCUCAAGUGUAUUCAAUUACAGAGACUACAAGUGAUAAAGAAAAUAAAUCUGAAGCUCAAUUUGAAGAGCGCAGGAUUGAUAAAGUUGAGUCCCCUAACAUAGACCAAACGAUGCUCAGUGAAAGUUAUAACCUAGCACCGGAUGACAGCUCAGAUGAAGGAUGGCAGGAGGCUGUUCCCAAAGGUCGUUCACUCACUGGGCGCAAGUCAUCUUCGUCAAGGAGACCUACUCUAGCAAAACUGAAUACAAACUUCAUUAAUGGUUCCCAGUCAUCAAGAUAUCGAGGCAAACCCACAAAUUUUUCUUCUCCAAGAACAAAUUUAAAUGAGACUAAUGCUGGGCCCUCCAUUCCUGUUCCAAAAAAGUUUGUUAAAAGUUCAAGUUUCAGUCCUAAGCUGAAUAACUCCAAUGCCCCAGCUGCUGGAGUAGAGAAGAUAGCAGACACAAAGUCAGCUCCAGCCACCCCAGCUCCAAGCGAUCAAAUUGCUAAACCAGCUCCUGCUAGUGGUGGUAGCAUCAGUGUUCAGUCAACAGGCAAACUUUUCUCUUACAAAGAAGUUGCCUUAGCCCCACCUGGUACAAUUGUCAAGGCUGUAGCGGAACAGUUGCCAAAAGGAAAUCCUAGUGUUGAACAAAAUUUGGAGGUGAGUCCCACGAUAGUUGCAACAAAGGAGACUCAUAGUAAUGUGGCAACAACAAAUGAUGUUGAAGGUAAUGUUCAGAAAUCAAUUGAUGAGAAACGGCAAGACGUGGUCCAUGAAGAACAAAAAGAAAAGGAAGCUGCAGUAGUGACAGAUAAUACAGAAAGAGCAAAAAGUAGUGAUGAUGUCAGAGAUGAGGUUGUUGAAGUUAAAGUCCUGGAAGAAAACAAUGUUGCUGUAGUAGAGAAGAAUAUUGAAGCUGGAAGCAGCACAACCACAGAGGUUGACAAAUCUGGUUGUGUAAACACUGUGAGCGAUGCUGACGCGGCGUCUAAAGGUGCAUCAGAGAUAGAAGCGCAAGAGAGUUGCCACGCAACUUCCCACGACUUGAAUCCCUCUACCACUUUAGUUGAAGGUAAAACACAGUUACUUGACAAUGAUACCUCUGUAUCAAAAGAGAAGGUUACUGAGGGAGAUGAGAAACAUGAAUUACCCAGUGGUGAUAUAGUUAGUAAGCCACUAACAGCUGAAGAAGAAAAGCAAGAAGAAAUAGAAACAGUAAAGGAGCCGACCAAGAAACUUUCUGCUGCGGCACCACCAUUUAAUCCAUCCACAGUUCCAGUUUUUGGCACCAUUCCAGCUCCAGGUUUCAAAGAACAUGGAGGAAUUUUGCCCCCACCAGUAAAUAUUUCUCCCUUGCUUCCCGUCAAUCCCCGAAGAUCUCCGCAUCAGUCAGCAACAGCUAGAGUUCCAUAUGGUCCACGAAUAUCCGGUGGCUAUAACAGAUAUGGGAACCGUGUUCCUCGAAAUAAAACAGUAUUCCUCUCAGGUGAACACUCCACUGAUGGUAACCCCAACAGCCCUCCUAGAAUAAUGAACCCACAUGCCACAGAGUUUGUACCUUGCCAACAUUGGGUUCCGAAUGGCUACUCUGUGCCUCCUAAUGGAUAUAUGGCUUCCCCAAAUGGCAUUCCAGUCUCUCCUAAUGGUUUCACCCCAGUCUCUCCCAAUGGUGCUGCAGUGUUACCCGGUGAAUGUCCUGCUUCACUAAAUGGUAUCCCAGAGAAUCAAAAUGAGGAUGCAACUUCUCCAACCAAUUCAACUGAUUCAGCACAAGUUGUGGAUGCUGAAACCAACCUUGAAAAUAAAGAUCAAGCUCUGGAUGAGGAAAAUAAAGAUGCUCUCUCAUCAGAAGUCAGUUAUGAUAAACAACAAGUUGAAGCUUUCUCAUCAGAAGUCAGUUGUGAAAAACAGCAAGUUGAGCAAAAUCCUCAAGAAGACGUAUCUGCCAGCAAGGAAGACUCUCCUAAAGUGGAAGAAAAGCCUGCAGAACUCAGCCAUCCAACUGGUUGUAGUCAAGAGGAUAAAGUAGCCAACAGUGACACGGUAGAUGCGGAAAAGCCAAGCAAGUGUUGGGGAGAUUACAGUGACAGUGAAGCUGAGAUAAUUGAGGUCACAAACUAAGGAAUAAUAAGCUUUUCUUGAUGAUGAAAAAAAAAAUAUUGCAAGGGCUGUGCCUAUCAAGGUAACAGAAUGCGAUACUCGGGAUUUGACUGGACUGAGUUUUUUUACCUGAAUUUUCAUGUUAGAACUGAUUACUGAUGAGGUAAUGUGGAAGUCUCAUACGUCUUGGUACAUGCUAUAGUAUGGCCUGUUUCGGGAAGAAAGUCACCAAAACCAUGGAAGACUUUGUGAGCAGCUACUUAGCAAUGUGUAUUGUUUUAAUCUCCUUCAGCUACAUUUUUUUGCUUGUUAAGAAUGAAGUUGUAGUGUUGAGGUCAUAGUACUCUGACGGCUGAAGGCUAGGUUGCAUGACAAUAAGGUCUCAUUUUCCAGGCCUUUGUUUGGUUUUUCAAGUUGUAGAACCAGCUUUUACCAUUGUCUUUACGAAUUUGUUCACAUUUAUAUUUUUAAA
This is a messenger RNA of Lotus japonicus, 6637 nucleotides long. Its product is annotated as protein REDUCED CHLOROPLAST COVERAGE 2. Gene Ontology annotation, cellular component: cytoplasm. The transcript has 24 exons. The record is from RefSeq and is a predicted model, not a curated record. Bases 568 to 6186 code for a protein of 1872 amino acids. Gene Ontology annotation, molecular function: protein binding. NCBI's taxonomy places the organism in Eukaryota, Viridiplantae, Streptophyta, Magnoliopsida, Fabales, Fabaceae. Gene Ontology annotation, biological process: organelle organization.